Molecule: messenger RNA, 3158 nt
Organism: Helianthus annuus (common sunflower)
Lineage: Eukaryota; Viridiplantae; Streptophyta; Magnoliopsida; Asterales; Asteraceae
Product: DNA topoisomerase 1 beta
Exons: 16
Coding region: 366-2909 (847 amino acids)
Biological process (GO): DNA topological change; DNA replication; chromosome segregation
Cellular component (GO): chromosome; nucleolus
Molecular function (GO): DNA topoisomerase type I (single strand cut, ATP-independent) activity; DNA binding
Source: RefSeq, a predicted model, not a curated record
UUUUUAGGUAAAAGAUUCCAACCUCUUUUUCCCCAAUUCACCCCAAACUCCUCAAAUCUUUUUCUUUUUCUUUUUCACCCAAAUAAUAAAUAUUAAUCACUUUCUUCUCUUCUCUAUCCAAACAAACUCUCGUCGCUAUCUCUCAUCGGAGCCGUUACCGGAUCUAGGGUUCCACCCUCACCUUCACCCACCGCAACCGGAUUCAUAGUAGAAAAGCUCUUCUAUUUAAAGAAGAGUCUUCUUGCGUUAUUUAUAGAUUACUUUGCGGUGUUGGAUGGCAUAUUAAACAACCGAAUUGGAAGCUUGACGUUAAAAUUCCGAUAUAUUUGGAGGUUAAGUGCUACAUGACAACAAGCUGACAGAAAAUGAAUUAUUCUUAUUCUUCUGAUGAAGAUGACAAGCCCUUGGUUUUCAAAAGGACAUCAGCCGCUGAUAAAUUAAAGCAUUCGGGUCAACUAAAGUCAGCUUCAUCUGCUGAUAAGUUAAAGCAUUCGGGUCAACUAAAGUCAGCUUCAUCUGCUGAUAAGUUAAAGCAUUCGGGUCAACUAAAGUCAGCUUCAUCUGCUGAUAAAUUAAAGCAUUCUGGUCAAAUAAAGUCAACUUCGAUCGUUAACAGGGAGAAACCUUCUACGUCCACUAAACCUAAACCGCCUGCUAAACAAGAAAGCGAUACAGAGGAUUCUGAAGAUGACAAACCUUUAAGCGCUAGAAUUUCGACGGCACCUAAAACAAACUCCAAUCAUGCGAAAACAGGACCCGUAAGUGCGUCUCAACGUCCCAAACCACAAGUGAAAAAUGAUGAUUCUGAUGACAAGAAACCUCUAUCGUCAAAAUUCACAUCGGUGGGGCCAUCUGUUAAAAAACCCGACGACUCUGAUGACGAUGAUAAACCGUUAUCAGCGAGAGUUAAGCAAAAUGGUUCUACAUCAAGGGAUAAUAAUAAUAAUAAUAAUAAUAAUAAUAAUCAACUUAACAAAAAACCGAAUAUUGGGUUGAACAAGAGACCUCCGAAUGAGGAAAGGUUAGCGGGUCAGUCGUCGGUUAAAAAGCCGAAACUUUCUGAUUCGGAAGACGAGAAUGACCAUGUUCCGAUAUCUCAAAGAAUGAAGAAGCAAACCCCAUCUGGUAGUAAACCAUCAUCGUCCGUUAAACAGAAGGUGGUUAAAGUUAAUUCUUCUUCGUUUAAGAAAACUUUUAAGAAGUCAAAUAAGUUUGAGAAAAAGUCAAAAUACUCAAAGUCUUCAAAGGUGCCACCUGGAUCCGGUGAAGGGCAAAAAUGGACAACAUUGGUUCAUAAUGGUGUUAUUUUUCCACCACCGUACAAGCCUCACGGGAUUAAGAUUCUUUACAAAGGAAAGCCUGUGGAUUUGACUCCCGCACAGGAGGAGGUUGCAACAAUGUUUGCAGUGAUGUUAGAUACGGAUUACAUGACUAAACCCGUGUUCAAAGAAAAUUUCUGGAACGAUUGGCGGAAGAUACUAGGUAGAAACCACACGAUUCAGAAUUUAGAAGACUGUGAUUUCAAACCGAUAUAUGACUGGCAUCAGCGUGAAAAGGAGAAGAAGAAGCAAAUGAGUACAGAAGAGAAGAAGGCUAUAAAAGAAGAAAAGAUGAAGCUUGAGGAGAAAUAUAUGUGGGCAAUAGUUGAUGGUGUCAAAGAGAAGGUUGGAAACUUUCGAGUCGAGCCGCCUGGGUUGUUUCGAGGCCGUGGCGAGCAUCCCAAGAUGGGAAAACUGAAGAAACGUAUCCGUCCAAGUGACAUUACGAUUAAUAUCGGGAAAGGUGCCCCAAUUCCCGAAUGUCCCAUUCCUGGUGAAAGCUGGAAAGAAGUUAGGCAUGAUAAUACUGUAACUUGGUUGGCAUAUUGGAAUGAUCCAAUAAACGGAAAGGAUUUCAAGUAUGUGUUCUUAGCCGCUAGCAGUGCUCUUAAGGGUCAAAGUGAUAAAGAAAAAUACGAGAAGGCAAGGUCAUUAAAGAAAUACAUUGAAGGAAUCAGAAAAGCUUACACCAAGGAUUUUAUAAAUAAGGAUGUGACAAAGAGACAAGUGGCAGUGGCUACAUAUCUUAUCGAUAAACUAGCACUCAGGGCAGGAAACGAGAAGGACGAUGAUGAAGCUGAUACCGUUGGUUGUUGCACAUUGAAAGUAGAAAACGUUGAACCAAAGCCUCCAAACAUCCUGAAGUUUGACUUCCUUGGUAAAGAUUCCAUACGAUACCAAAACGAGGUUGAAGUAGAGCUUCCGGUAUUUAAAGCAAUUCAACAGUUUCGAUCCGGAAAGAAGGGUAACGAUGAUCUUUUCGACAAGCUGGAUACAAGUACAUUAAAUGCCCAUUUAAAGGAACUCAUGCCUGGCCUUACCGCAAAAGUUUUCCGUACAUAUAAUGCGUCCAUCACAUUGGAUGAUAUGUUAAGUAAGGGCGCGACAGGUGGAAAUGUUGCUGAAAACGUAGUCGUUUACAACCAAGCAAAUAAGGAGGUUGCGAUUAUAUGUAAUCAUCAACGUAGUGUUUCGAAGUCUCAUACCGCACAAAUGAUGAGGUUGAAUGAGAAAAUAGAAGAACUAAAGGGUGUUUUAGAAGAACUAGAAACUGAUUUGGCUCGUGCAAAGAAAGGGAAACCUCCAUUAAAGGGUUCUGAUGGAAAGAUAAAGAGGAAUAUGAACCCUGAAGCGUUACAGAAAAAGAUUGAUCAAACGUAUGCAAAAAUUGAGAAAAUGGAACGUGACAAAGAAACCAAAGAAGAUUUGAAAACGGUUGCUUUGGGCACUUCAAAGAUCAAUUAUCUUGAUCCUAGAAUAACUGUCGCAUGGUGCAAGCGUCAAGAAGUUCCCAUCGAGAAGAUAUUUAAUAAGUCUUUAUUGGCAAAAUUUGCGUGGUCGAUGGAUGUGGAUCCUAGCUUCAGGUUUUGAUAUGUAGUUCUAGCAGAGGAACUCUACUAGCCAAAACAUAAUGGACAGAAGGAAACAAUGGAUUUAAUGUUUCUGUUAUAUUUUUUUUUUUCAUUUUUAUUUUAUGUACUAUCGUGUUUACGGAAAAUUCAUGUUGUAUCAUGCAUGUUAAAGAAACUACUAAACUAAUGAUGAGUUACUUGAAUAUGUGUUAAUCUUUAUUUUUUGUUGUUUUUGUAUGAUUUGAGUUGAAAACUGGAGAUGUGAUUA